Molecule: messenger RNA, 2541 nt
Organism: Stylonychia lemnae
Lineage: Eukaryota; Ciliophora; Spirotrichea; Sporadotrichida; Oxytrichidae
Source: the annotation of a GenBank genome assembly
AUGAAAUUUGAAAGAAGAAAUCCUGAUCCACCAGAAGCAAUAAAGAAAUAUACUUAAAGAGACCUAUAUAACUAAUACAGAGAGGAUAAUGGUAUAAGAGAUAGUAUUGAUCCAGAUACAGAUCUUGGCAGAUAAAUAAUAUAUAAAUUGAGAUUAGGAUUGAGUCUGUACUAAAAUCCAAUCAUUCAUUCGAUAUAUUAGAUCACUCCAGCUAAGAAGCAAACAUAAUAAAUUGACUCUUAAUUGCAAUUCAGAAGGGAACUGUUAUUAGAUUCAUGGGUGACAAAGGAUGAAAUAGAAAAUACCUCUGAUAUCCUUGGUAAAGGAAAGGGAUUUAACUUUGGGAAACCUUAAUGCUUUACAAUAGGAAAGAGAUUAGACUUGUCGGAGUAGCUUUAAAAUCUAGAAUUCCCCAAAUCCUUGACUCUCUAUUUGUACUAGUUAGAUGUUGGCUAGGCAUUCUGCUAUCCAGACAAAGUCACAAAAGAAGAAUCUAGAUAAAUAUAGCUUCCAAACAAUUAUGACAGCGUAUUUAUUCAUUUGAAGGAUAGUCCAUUUGAUAUUCACUAAAGUCAGAACUAAUAUAGCAGGAAUUACUUGAUAUAUAAAGAGGAGCAAAUAACUCCACUAUUCAAAGUGUCUUUCAAAGUUUUAAAUAAGGUAGCAAUUCCUUUUCAAAUGGCAAGAAAUGAAAUCAAGACAUGCGAGGAAUGCAAGGAACCAGCUACUUUGUUUUGUAAAAAUGAAGACCAAUUCUUCUGCAAUCAAUGUGAUUACACUUGGCAUAACAUUAAUAGUUAAAGCCCCAAACAAAACGAUGACUAAAACUUUGAGGAUCAUAUAAGAUAUGAUCUGAUUGAGCUAGAAUCACUUGCUGACAAUUUUCAAAAAGACUACGGGCACUGUGAAAGUCAUAAUAAAAGAGUUUAUGAGUUCUAUUGUGGAUAUUGCAAAGAAGCAAUGUGUGCUCUUUGUAUUGUUGAUUAGCAAGAAAAGCAUUAGCCUAAAUAUGAACAUCCCAUAAUGGAAUUAUCAACUGCUUAUGACUAAGCACUAAGAAGUCUAAAGCGCAGAAAUGAUGAAGUAGAAAUGAAGUAAUACUUAAUUAGAGAGUAAAUGCAGUAAGUCAUAGAGCAAAUGAAAAGACUGAAGUCAAACUCAGAUGACGUUGAGGAGAGAUUAUAUGCCCUGCUCACUGAAACUCUUUAGCUGUUAAAGAUUAAAUUCGAAGAGAAAUCUAACAUUCUUAAAAAUGAUUUCUCAGAGUUGUAGAGAUAAGAAAGUGAGAUGAAAUUUUUAGAGGAUUUUAUGGUGAAGCAAGCUCAUGAGUGCGAUCCUAUCUAAUUUCUACAAAUAUGGGAUGCCUAUCAGUAUAAUAUGAAGCAGAUAGCUAGACAGAAAAUAGAAUUGACUGAAGUUCCAAUUGACUUGAAGUUAGAAGGGAGACCAAUUAUAAUCUCAACAAGUGGGGGAAUAACAAAAGAAUAAUUUCAAGAGUAUAAAACUCAGCAAAGUAACGAUCUCAAAUCUAGUCUCUUGAGCAAAGUAAAGCUAUCUAUAACCAAGCAUCUUACCUAGAGCCCUUAAAUAGAUAUUAAGAGAGAUUUCAAUGACUCUAAAAUUAACUUUAAUGAGAGAAGCAUGAUUUCCUAGAGAAAAUAGUAAAGCUACAAUGAAAACACCUAGCAAUUACUAUCCAAAAAGGAAAAGAGAAAGGUAUUGAGAGAUAAGAUAGAUCAUUUGCACUCUAAACUCUCAGAUUAGUUUCUCUAGUAAAGAAGUCAAAAAGGAGAUAGUAUUACAAUUUCUGAGAAAAAUGCUGAUAACUCCAUCAUAUAGAAGUCAAUAUUUGGAGUGUUUCAUAAGUUUUACCCUUAAAUGAUUAAUCAGGACUUAGACUCUAGGUUCCUUAGCAGAGUAUUUAGAGGUUCAAAUAUACUUUCAGACAUCAACAAGUCACUUUUAUACUUCAACUUACCAUAUGAUCCUAUUUUGAAAGAUAGACAUCAACCUUAAUAGCUAUUUCCACCUUUGAAUUCAGAUGAAAAGUUACCAUAGAUAUACUAGGUAAUUGAUUUCUUUGAAAGAAAAAAGGCUCAUCUUAUGCCAAAUAUAAUUCUGAUGCAAGUUGAGAUAAGAGGGUAAAGAAAUAUUGUGGGUGGAUAUUCAUCUCAUGGAUGGACAAGAGAUUCAUAGGUCACUAAUUUUGUUAAUGGACUGGACUUAUCCAUGCACCUUGGAGGUGACGAAACAUCAUUUAUGUUUAACUUAACUCACAAUCUGAGGUUUGAGGCUACAAAAGUAAAAGAUACAAUAUAUACUUAGGCAGCAUAAACUUACCUGGCUAAUGACGAUACAUUUGAAGAAGAGAAUACAAAUUCAGAUGAUAUUGAAUAUGAUGAUGAUGGAGAACAAAUACUGUAAAAGAUAUAAAUGAAGAAUAAAAAGCGAAGUAAGAAGAGAAAUAAGAAUAACUUGAACAGCUAUAUUAUGAAGUUUGGAGAGACAGAUCUCUUGAUUGCUGUAAGUCUAAAUUAAUGA